UUUGGUGCAGUUGUCACCGAAACGGACGAAGCUGUGGCUGAAUCCAAAUGCCCGGACUUCACCGAACCUGCUGACUCGCUGAUUUAACGGGCGCGUUCUCGGGAAGCCCUCUCCUCAGGUACCUGGGAAAGCAGGUAACCGGGGUGCUCUGCUUAUUCUGAGACCAUGAACGAGCAGCCAUGGACCAGAUCACCUUCCAUCACGAUACCGUGUUGUCAGACAUUCACAUGUUCCUGCCUAACGCACGCCACCUCAUGACACGCCUCAACCAUGUUGGACAGCCUGUCUUCAUCUCCAAAUUCAAGAUCUUGUCAGAUGUCGAAAGGCAUGACAACAACGACCCAGGGAAUUUAGAGGAGGAGGAGAAAUACGACGGGCGAAGGGAAGACCAGGGAAAAGACACAAAUGCCACCAAAGAAGAAGCCGCAGAGGAAGGCGGGGAUGGAAACGUGGAACGACGCUUGGAUGAGGACGGAGACCUUGACAUCACACGUCGACCGAGGAGAAACCCUGCAGAGGCGAGCAGCCGAGACUUGGUCUGUCCCAUCAUUCUCAAACAGUCCAACCCUGUGCUGGAACAAGAGGAGGAGGAGAAUGCGGAUGAAGAGCCCGAUGAGUGCUUCAAAGACAUUAUAAGGAUUGAGCACACUAUGGCCACACCUCUGGAGGAUGUCGGCAAACAGGUGUGGCGAGGGGCUUUCCUCUUGGCUGACUUCAUCCUGUCUGAGCCCGUCAUGUUCAGAGGAGCCACAGUCCUGGAGCUGGGAGCGGGGACGGGUUUAACAAGCAUCAUCAUGGCCACCUUAGCCAAAACGGUGUACUGCACAGAUGUGGGAGAAGACCUUCUGAGCAUGUGCAAGAGGAAUGUCACAUUAAACAGACACAUGGCGGAGCCUGCAGCAGGUGGUGAGGUGAGGGUGAGACAGUUGGACUGGCUCCAGCAUGAUCUUUGUACAGAUGCUGAUGUGGAAUUUAGCUGGACGGAGGAGGAAGUAGCGGAUAUGUACAACAACACUAGCUUCAUCAUCGCUGCUGACGCAGUUUGCUACGACGACGACCUGACGGACGGCCUGUUCCGAACACUGUACCGACUCUGCAGUAGCUUUACUCACGCCUGCACCAUCUUCAUCUCCAUGGAGAAAAGGAUGAACUUCACCCUGCGACACAUGGAUGUCUGCUGCGAGGCUUACAACCAUUUCAGCCGCUGUCUGUCCCAGCUCCAGGACCUGGUGGAUGGACGCUGCAGCUUCAGAGUGGAGCAGCUCCCUACUAACUUCACACAGUUUCUUGUGUAUGAACGCAUAGAGCAACUAGAGCUGUGGAAGGUGACUGCCACUCCACUUCUGUUUGAUCAGGCCCCAGUGUGAACAUACAAGGAGCUCCAGUUAACAGCUGAAGGUUUGAGAUGUAAAGCAUAGAGACUCAAAGCAGCAUCACCUCGUUUCUACCUGAGGAAAAUGAUCAGUGAUCUUUUAAACAUGUAGAGUUCAUUGAUGAGUUU
Toxotes jaculatrix (banded archerfish) is the source of this 1501-nucleotide messenger RNA. It is a transcript of the gene mettl22, whose product is annotated as methyltransferase like 22. Gene Ontology annotation, molecular function: protein methyltransferase activity. The coding region runs from base 180 to 1367 and encodes 395 amino acids. The record is from RefSeq and is a predicted model, not a curated record. Gene Ontology annotation, biological process: protein methylation. NCBI's taxonomy places the organism in Eukaryota, Metazoa, Chordata, Actinopteri, Toxotidae. The transcript has 13 exons. Gene Ontology annotation, cellular component: nucleus.